AUGUCUGUCACACUACACACCACAGCUGGCACCAUCAAGAUCGAGGUCUUCUGCGACAGCGUCCCCAAGACCGCAGAGAACUUCCUCGCCCUCUGCGCCUCCCACUACUACGACGCCUCGCCCUUCCACCGCCUCAUCCCGGGCUUCAUGGCCCAGACGGGCGCCCCCGCGGACCCCUCGCCCCCGGAGAACCCAAAGGGCGGCCGCUCCAUCUGGGGCGGCACCUUCGACGACGAGGUCCGCCCGGCGCUCAAGCACGCGCAGAGGGGGAUGGUCUCCAUGGCCAACAAGGGGCCCGGUACGAACGGUUCGCAGUUCUUCAUCAUCUUCGACAAGGCGCCGCACCUCGACGGGCUCAACACCGUCUUCGGCAAGGUCAUUGGCGACGAUAGCCUGGCCACCCUGGCCAAGAUUGAGGCGCUCGAGGUAGAUAAGAAGAAUCGGCCCAAGGAGCCUUGCAAGAUUGAGAGUAUCACGGUUCAUGCGAACCCACUGGCCGGAUGA
Messenger RNA from Diaporthe citri, 504 nucleotides. RefSeq lists its product as uncharacterized. The transcript is spliced from 2 exons. Gene Ontology annotation, cellular component: catalytic step 2 spliceosome. The record is from RefSeq and is a predicted model, not a curated record. Gene Ontology annotation, biological process: protein folding; protein peptidyl-prolyl isomerization. Gene Ontology annotation, molecular function: peptidyl-prolyl cis-trans isomerase activity. Bases 1 to 504 code for a protein of 167 amino acids. NCBI's taxonomy places the organism in Eukaryota, Fungi, Ascomycota, Sordariomycetes, Diaporthales, Diaporthaceae.